GCGCAUGCGCGGGGGCGACACGGAAGCAGCACUGCGUCACUUCCUUGAGUUGACUUUCGGCAUCUGCUGUAUAGCUCCUUUUGGCCAAAAUGGGUUUGAUCACCGGAGUCUGCGCUUUCUUAUACCACCUGCCCCAGAUUUACAAAUGGCUGCUGAAACCCUAUUACAUCACCUCCUUCUUCAUGACUAUCGCCUUCUUAGUUGUCCGAAAGACUCCUGGUUUGUGCGAGCACCUGGCGACGCAGCGUGAAGACGGCAACUCAUGCGACUUCGACUGGAGAGAAGUGGAGAUUCUCAUGUUCCUCAGUGCCAUAGUGAUGAUGAAAAACAGAAGAGCAAUCACCUUGGAGCAGCACAUUGGCAACUUGUUCCUGUUCAGCAAAGUGGCCAACGCCAUCCUCUUUUUCCGGCUGGACAUUCGCCUCGGCAUCCUCUACCUCGCAUUGUGUGUCGCAUUUGUCAUGACUUGCAAGCCUCCUCUAUAUGUGGGGCCCGAGUACAUCAAGUACUUCAGUGACAAGACCAUUGAUGAGGAGCUGCAGAAAGACAGUCGUGUCACCUGGAUUGUUGAAUUCUACGCCAACUGGUCGUCUGACUGCCAGUCCUUCGCACCGGUCUAUGCUGACCUUUCGCUCAAGUACAACUGUGCUGGUCUGAGGUUUGGGAAGGUGGAUGUUGGGCGUUACGGAGAGGUUUCACAGAGGUACAAAGUGAGCACAUCCCCGCUGUCCAAGCAGCUUCCUUCACUGGUGUUAUUUCAAGGUGGGCAGGAAAUUAUGAGGCGUCCAGCAGUAGACAGUAAAGGCCGAGCUAUUUCAUGGACUUUCAAUGAGGAGAACAUCAUCAGAGAGUUUGAUCUCAACGAGCGCUUCCAGAAGUCCAAGAAAUUGAACAAGAGUCGUGCUUUGAAGGAAGAGAAGCAACAGAACUCCCAUCAAGAGGAGGCAGAGCCUGAUGCGGACACUCAGGAGCAAAGCUCAGAGAGCAAGAAAGACAAGUGAAUAUUGGGAAGUGUGGUUCGCAGAUGUCCUGUAUGUUUUUUUUCUUAAAAUGACCUGCCUUCCAGUAUUUUUUUUAAUCCCUAAUAAUGUAGAAUGCUUCAGAUUUUACUAAGUGAAAAAAGUGGGUCAGUGCACUGGUCUGUUUUUGGAGUGAAGUUGAUAGCCUAAUUGUGGCCAUGCAAAAUAUUAGGCAAUGGUCUAGGGAAGUUUGAUCAACUUAUUUAAAUUUUUUUUUGUAAUGUUUGUUGGCUGCGUAACAUUUCUCUCCUGUGUACAGUUGUGGAACUUGUGUUUACUAAUGUCCCAUCACUCAAAAGCAAAUUAAAACAUCCAUAGUUAAACUUG
Messenger RNA from Hippocampus comes (tiger tail seahorse), 1346 nucleotides. It is a transcript of the gene tmx2a, whose product is annotated as thioredoxin-related transmembrane protein 2a. Gene Ontology annotation, cellular component: membrane-bounded organelle. Lineage: Eukaryota; Metazoa; Chordata; Actinopteri; Syngnathiformes; Syngnathidae. Bases 90 to 1001 code for a protein of 303 amino acids. Gene Ontology annotation, biological process: brain development. Gene Ontology annotation, molecular function: disulfide oxidoreductase activity. The record is from RefSeq and is a predicted model, not a curated record. The transcript is spliced from 8 exons.